Messenger RNA from Cyclospora cayetanensis, 1587 nucleotides. RefSeq lists its product as uncharacterized. The record is from RefSeq and is a predicted model, not a curated record. The transcript has 7 exons. The coding region runs from base 1 to 1587 and encodes 528 amino acids. Lineage: Eukaryota; Apicomplexa; Conoidasida; Eucoccidiorida; Eimeriidae.
AUGAAUGCUAGGCGAACAGGCCCUUUAAGUUCAAAUGUGCGCCUACAUGUACGAGAUUUUUGCCCUUUCGCCAAGGCUCGAGCAACAGAAUUGCCAAUAGCCUUAGCCACCCAGCUAAUAUUGCCCGUAGAGCCCGUUAUUUGCUUCUGCACGGAAAUUCGUUGGAUUCGCCAACAGGGGGAAAUGGACUGUGGGCUUGCAUGUACUCAAAUGAUCCUAAGGACGCUGGAUGAAUUGGGGGAUUGCCCCCAGCCGUCCUUCCUUCUUACAGAUUUACGGGAGAAUAUGCCUUCAAAGCCCCAGGUCUUUGAAAGUCACAGCGAGGACAGUGGAGCCACAACUGGUGUGUAUGCUGAUUCUGGCCGUGGUCUAUCUUCGCGCAGGAUUCCAAGGAAGCGUGAGCGGCUGAUACGACGUACAGAGGGCUCUCAGGAAGGACGUCUUCCAAACUCUCCUAAAAGCUUUAAAGUAUUAGGGUCAACAGGAAGCCAUGGGUCCAGUACAGUGGAGUCAGUAGAUGCACUUCCGAUUGAAUAUUAUUGCAUGCGUGCCGAUGCAACGGAAGCGAAGCUUGGAUCUGAGCUCGCGAACCGCGGGCAUUGCAAGUGCCUUAAUGAAGUGCUUCAAGAAGCAGGCAGGGAGCGAUCCCGUUCACAAAAGGGUGGAAACGGCUUUCUGAAGCAGUGCUCAUUAGAAAAGGGCUUCUUCAGUGGUACCUUAAAAAGUGCUCUCAGACCUGUAUCCGAGCAGAAGGCGAGAGAAUUGCUGCGGCGAGCAGCUCACGGAGGGUGGACUGUGGAACUCCUGCUGCUGCUGCAGCAUUUGCCUUGCGGCAUUGCCACCUCUUUUACGGGGUUUAACCCAAAGCAUGCGGAUAAGCCUUUCUAUAAGUCUUUUGCCAGUGCUCACAAUGCUUUUGAUGAGGAGGCGCAACGCGUCGCAUCGCAAUUCCGUCAGGCGAGGCGCCUGGGCCUCCAAGUUGUCACUGGAAGAAUCUCCCGGGCCUCCCUGGCUUGGGAAGUGCUGAACGGACGAAUGGCUAUUGUGCUAGUAGACGGGGGGCGCCUUGUUGCCCCAGACCCGCACGAAGUGCCUCCGCAACAGUAUGAUGGACACUUUGUGGUCGUCUGCGGUGUAUCCCUUGCACUAGCGGCAACGGUGCUCGGGACUCAACAGCAUCAAGAAGCCGCUUCCUGCGAAAUGGAAGCGAAGCCUUUGGACGAAACGCUGAAGAGUAAUUUGUUUGUUGCCAGCGAGGACCCAAAGAGAAUUUCCCCCGUCUCCUUGACCUCGGCUAGGAAUGCAUUUGUAGAUGGCGUCAGGGCCUGUCAGGUGAAGGCUUUCCUUCUUAAAGAUCCCCAGUGUCCCCAGGCCUCGUGGAUCACCCCCGAGAGGUUGGACAUCUGCAGAGACACCGAUGGGACAGAUAAUGAUCUGAUCGUCGUGCAGAUGCCAGAACGCCUGCAAAAGGCAUGGGUGAUGCCCGCACCUUCCGAAUCCUCUCAGUGGAGUGAAUAUACCGCUUCUCCGUACGUUGCAGACCUCCUCGGUGCCAGCUUCAUCGAGGCAGUAAUUUGGGGACUUUGA